Messenger RNA from Diabrotica balteata, 1167 nucleotides. The record is from the annotation of a GenBank genome assembly. NCBI's taxonomy places the organism in Eukaryota, Metazoa, Arthropoda, Insecta, Coleoptera, Chrysomelidae.
AUGAGAGAUAAAAGAUCACAAAGAACUGAAGAACAAGUCCACCAACAAAAUGCUGAUGCACGUGUGACCAUUCAGCAAUUGCGUCAAGAACAAUCAGAAGAUACACGAGCUGAGCGCAAUAAAGUUAUACGCCUUCCAGUACUAGCCUUCCAGUUGAAGCCCGAUAUUCAAUAUUAUGCUCAUUCAAAAGUGGUAAUUGGUGGUGUGGAUAAGGAAUGUCCGCAUUGUCAUGCGUCAGGAAAAGUGCAACUACCUGAAAUUGAAACACCAUCUAAACCAUUGAAUGGUUUACUUAUCGGCACGGAUCCAGAUUCUAACGUAUUCCUGAAGUCAAUUCGAACAUUCAAUUGCUGCUUUCAAAUGACAUUGUUUGGAGCAACAGAAAUAGUUCGAAAUACUAAUGCUAAUGGUCAACAAUACAAUUCUACAUUCAAAAUCAGAGGCCAAGUUUAUCAUAAAAUGGGCUCAUUGCUGCCAAUGCCAAACGAACCACAUAAAUUUUUACAAAUCUACUUUAUGGGCGGCGAGGAUUCCGAAAGCGCACUUGCUAAUCACGUGAAUGCACGUUGUGACUAUAAUAACCUUGAUUCAUUUUUUGCCAGGCGCAUCGUCAGUGACUUCGACGCUCUAUUAAACGAGCACAAUGACUUGUUGAAAAUAUUCAAAUCACACAUGCACAAAUUACAAAGCGAUAAUCACGCUAUUGUCAUUAACUCUGAUAAAACACCAGCUGGAGAACAUAUUCGUAGAUUCAAUCCACCUGUUGUUGAAGACGUUGCUGGAAUCAUGGUUGGCGAUUGUACAGGUACACAAGAAAUUGUGAUUCGUAGAAGUAAUAAUAAUCUUCAGUUCAUUGCUGAUACACAUCGUUCAUAUGAUUCUCUCCAAUAUACGCUAAUAUUCUGGAAGAGGCAAGAGGGAUAUUGCAUAAACAUAAAACAACGAGAUCCCGUAUCAGGAGCUGAAACAAACAAGAACGUUAGCUCGAAAGACAAUUAUGCGUACCGAUUAAUGAUUCGGCGCGGCCUGGACAACGUCAUUCUACGAUGUCGUGAGCUUUGUCAACAAUUGAUUUUCGAUAUGUACGCGAAGAUAGAGGGCGAACAACUACGAUACUUACGAUAUAAUCACCUCAAGCUGCCUGCGGAAGAGUACGUUCACUUAUGA